Molecule: messenger RNA, 2613 nt
Organism: Chironomus riparius
Lineage: Eukaryota; Metazoa; Arthropoda; Insecta; Diptera; Chironomidae
Source: the annotation of a GenBank genome assembly
GUUUUGAUCCCCUCAAAUAGUUGAAAAUUUGAAAUGUUUCAUUCAAAUAUCAACUUUUGACGAAGCAGCAUCGCUCGUGUGAAAAAUUGUGAAAAAAAUUGUAUAAUUAACUAUAGUAAAGAUGAAACGCUCAAUUAGCUGCAGUACUGUGUCCAGCAAGGUCCAGAUCAUCGAAGACAAGUAUGGACAAAGCGGUAUUCCAAUUAAGAUUAAAUCAAACCAUUUCAAGAUUGAACAGCAUGAGGAUUUUAAACUGACUCAAUAUCGGGUUGAUUUUGAGCCUGAAGUAACUAUUACGAAUACCAAGAAGAAAAUUAUUGGUGAUAAUAAGGAAGCUCUGAAUUUAAAGCGGUACAUUUUUGAUGGCAAUAACUUAUAUUUGAGCAAAAGUUAUGAAUAUUUUGUUUUGGAAACAACAUUCAUGGAUCGUCCCAUGAAAAUUAUUAUUAAACGGACCAAUAAAGUAAAAUCAACUGAUCCUAUGGCUUUCCAAAUCUUUAAUUUGAUCUUGCGUGAUUCUAUGAGCGCUCUUAAGUUACAAAACAUUCGUCGUAACUUUUUCGAUCCGGCUGCUAAAAAGGAAAUAAAGAAUGCAAACUUGGAGAUUUUGCCUGGAUAUUUAAGCUCAAUUCGUCCAUAUGAAAACGAUAACAUUUUGAUGUGCUCAGAAGUUAUUCAUAAGUUCCUUCGUAAGGAAACUAUUUACAACAUUUGUCGCGAAAUGAUGAAGGAUCCUCGGACAAAAGAUACAUGGAAAGACAUAUUAAAGAAGGAAAUUGUAGGAACUGUUGUUUUAACAGAAUAUACUAACAAGACAUAUCAAAUAGAUGACAUUGAUUACUCCAUGAGCGCUAAUUCCUCCUUCAAAAUGGCAAACGGUGAAUCAUCGACUUAUAUAGAAUAUUAUCAGCAAAAGUACGGAAUCAAAAUUGAAGAUCCUCGCCAGUUCAUGCUCGUAUCUAAAUCUCGGGAACGUGACAUUCGUGCUGGUCAGCCUGAAUACAUCUAUUUAAUUCCUGAAUUAUGUCGUGCAACAGGAAUGACUGAUCGUAUGCGACAGGAUUUUCGUUUAAUGCAAGAAAUUUCGGCUUAUACUCGCUUAAAUCCACAAAAGCGUGUUGAAGCAUUGGAAGGCUUUAACAAGAGACUUCAAACGACACCUGAAUCAAUGAAGAUUUUAAAUGAAUGGGAUAUGAAAUUGGAUCGAGAAUUGAUUGAACUUGAAGGACGCGAAUUACCAAAAGAAUCCAUUGUUUUUGGAGGUAACCAAACUGUUGGUACAAACGAAAAGGCUGAAUGGAGCAUUCGGGGCAGCACUACAAUGUUUAAGAAUAUUGAUUGCGUUCGCUGGAUAUUUUUAUAUCCUGAAGAUAUGGAACAAGAAUCUAUGAAAUUCUUGCAUUCUUUAAUUGAAGCUGGUAAAACCAUGAAUUAUACAAUUGCCACUCCAUUGCACAAAGCAAUUCAAGAUGAUCGCCAACAAACUUAUGUUCGUGAAAUUGAUCAAAUUGCCCAAAAGGAGCCUCGAUUUAUUUUAAUUGCUUUACCAACGAACCGUGCUGAUCGUUAUUCAGCUGUUAAGCAAAAGGCAAUGGUUGAAUAUGGAAUCCCUUGUCAAGUUGUUGUCAAGAAUCGUGUUAUGAACAAUAAGAAUUUACAUUCAAUUUGCACAAAAGUUGCAAUUCAAAUUAACGCCAAGUUGGGCGGCAUGCCGUGGUCUAUUAAGUUACCAGUCAAGGGAUUAAUGACAAUCGGUUUCGAUAUUUCCCAUAACAAGUCAAAGAGCAUUGGAGCUUUAGUCGCAACUAUGGAUUUGAAUAAGAGUGAGGAAUUUUAUAGUGUCACGAUGGAAUAUAAAGACGGCAAUGAAAUGGUUAAGGAAUUGGAUAAGUAUGUCCAAAUUGCAAUUAAAAAGUAUUCUGCAACUUGUGGAUCUUAUCCAGAACGCAUCGUCUUUUAUCGUGAUGGAGUUGGCGAGGGACAAUUUGAAUACAUUAUGAAUCAGGAAGUCAUUCCGAUGCAGCAAAUGCUGACAAAAUUCUAUGUGAACGAACCAAAAUUGGCAUAUAUUUUGGUCAACAAGCGUACUAAUGCUCGAUUCUUCAAGCCAAUGGGCAAUGGAUAUAUUAAUCCAAAACCAGGCACAAUCAUUGACACAGAAAUUACUUCUUUCGAUCGCAAAGACUUUUUCUUAAUAGCCCAAUCUGUUGGACAAGGAACUGUAUCACCAACUCACUAUACGAUUCUAGUUAAUUCUACUGGACUUUCAACAGAUCGCCUGCAAUUGUUGACUUUCAAGAUGUGCCAUUUGUAUUUCAAUUGGGGUGGAACUGUUCGCAUUCCUGCUGUUUCGCAAUAUGCCAAGAAACUGGCAUUCUUAACUGGUCAAUCGCUUCAAAAACCAGUCCAUGAAAAAUUGCGCAAUACUUUGUACUUUUUAUAAACAUUUAAAUUAAGUUCUAAACUGGUUUCACCUUAUUAUACAUAACAUAUCAUGUGAAUUCUUGAAGAAUGACAUCAUUUUUAAUAACUAUUUUUUUACAACUUAUUAUUUUAUUCCUGUAUGAAUAUUUGGAAUUGAACUGAAAUAAAAAUAACUUAGAUUUAGUACAA